Prunus dulcis (almond) is the source of this 2076-nucleotide messenger RNA. RefSeq names its product LEAF RUST 10 DISEASE-RESISTANCE LOCUS RECEPTOR-LIKE PROTEIN KINASE-like 2.1. Gene Ontology annotation, biological process: protein phosphorylation. The transcript has 2 exons. The record is from RefSeq and is a predicted model, not a curated record. Lineage: Eukaryota; Viridiplantae; Streptophyta; Magnoliopsida; Rosales; Rosaceae. Gene Ontology annotation, molecular function: protein kinase activity; polysaccharide binding; ATP binding. The annotation marks the transcript as partial.
AUGAAUCUCUAUCGCUUCCAAAAGAUCUCUUUUCUCCUUGUGAUCACAAAUACUAUAUGCCUAUUGUAUAUUCCAAGAUCUUUGGGUGAGGAUGAUGAGCAAUACCUCAACUGCAGCGCUUUGUUUCAAUGCGCAAAUAUUCCGAAUAUUGGUUACCCUUUUUGGGGAUCAAGCCGGCCCAAUUAUUGUGGCUACCCGGAAUUCAAGUUGAACUGCACCGGGGAUGCCCCGGUGAUCUCAUUCCAGGACAAAGAUUAUCGAGUCCUGGAUAUCAACCAAAGUGCAAGUACUCUUAGAAUCGCUAGGACAGACUACUGGAACAACGUUUGUCCUGUGUCACCUGGCAACACCACAAUAGAAGUAAACCAUGUAGAAUAUGCUUCAGAUGUUCAAGAACUACUGCUGUUCUAUGACUGCCCCCCACUCAAUAUUCCUCUUCCAAUUCAGCUAACAAGUCAGUUCAACUGCAGCAUAAACAGCACUGCCAAUUACAUCAAUUACUUUGUCAUACAAAACCUCACGAAUUCUGGGCUCACGAAUAUUAGUGGUACCUUUGGAACGUGCCACACGACCGUCACUGCCCUUGUUUCGCAAUCAGCGGGUGAAAAUUUGGCGACGAAUUCCACCAAGGACAAUCUAGUUGCCGUUCUUGAUUCUGGGUUUGGGUUGACAUGGGAUGCAAGUAAUAACUUGUGUAAGCAAUGUAACGGAUCUGGUGGUCAGUGCGGGUACAAUACAGCUACAGCUAAGUUCAGUUGCUAUUGCAAGGAUGGACCUCAUCCCUCAAACUGUGCAGGUUUGGCUGUUGGUGGAUUUUCCGUGAUGGUAAUCAUUCUUUGUAUUAUAUGCAUAUCAAGAAAAAGAAUGGUCUUAUUCGUCAAGAAAGAUAAGAGGGAUGAGUUUGAUGUUGAGGCAUUUAUAAGGAACUAUGGAUCGCUUACUCCAAAGCGGUAUACCUAUGAAAAUGUCAAGAAAAUGACAGACUCUUUCAGAGACAAAAUAGGUAAAGGUGGAUAUGGAACUGUGUACAAAGGCAGGCUACCUGAUGGGCUUCUGGUGGCGGUCAAAGUCCUAAGCGAGUCCAAGGGUAAUGGAGGAGAAGAUUUUAUUAAUGAAGUGGCAAGCAUUGGUAGAACCUCCCAUGUCAACAUAGUCACUCUUUCUGGAUUCUGUUACGAGGGGGACAAACGAGCUUUGAUUUAUGAAUACAUGCCUAAUGGAUCUCUGGAUAAUUUCAUACAUAAGCACGGAUCUGGAAUGGAAAAUUUUCUCUUAGAAUGGAAAACACUAUCUGAAAUUGCAGUUGGUAUUGCGCGAGGACUAGAAUACCUACACCGUGGAUGUAACACAAGAAUUUUGCAUUUUGACAUAAAGCCACAGAACAUUCUUCUCGACAAAGAUUUUCGCCCAAAAAUCUCUGAUUUUGGCCUUGCCAAAUUAUGUAAAACGAAGGACAGUAUUGUAUCGAUGAUUGGGACAAGAGGAACUGCAGGAUACAUUGCACCAGAAGUGUUUAGCCGGAACUUUGGUGGAGUAUCUCACAAAUCUGAUGUUUACAGCUACGGUAUGUUGGUUCUUGAAAUGGUUGGAGCAAAAAAUAAUUUGGAUUCGGGAGUGUCUCAUUCAAGUGAAAUGUUUCCACAUUAUGUUUAUAAAGAUCUAGAGCUAGAAAAGGAUGAAAAUGCAUUUGGGGCAAUCACAGAGGAGGAAAAAGAAAUAGGAAGAAAGAUGGUAUUAAUAAGUCUGUGGUGCAUUCAGACCAUUCCUUCUGAUCGGCCAUCAAUGAGCAAAGUUGUAGAGAUGUUGGAAGGACCCCUUCAUUCCUUGCGAAUUGCACCCAAACCUUUCUUGUUUUCUCCUACAAUAGCUGCAGAAGACUCUAUGACUACAACUAGUGGCGGAUCCACCAUGGGGUCAAUGGUGUCAGACGGCCCCAUGGCAGCCCUGGAAAUGGCUUCGAGGUCCCAUGUUUGCCUUGGCAGCCAUGGGAGACGACCCCAUGGAGAAGAAGACAUGCAAGCUGUGAGGGAGAAGAUAGAGAGAGGAAGAAAAGAGAAAGAGAGGGAGGAAGAAGAA